ACCUGUACGGUCAUCAAUUAACCAUCAACCAGCUUUAUAUGAACUUCAGACUGUAGAAGUAUUCUUUGCCUGUUGGACCUGAAACCGACUAUCUGGGAAGAUGAGAAGGGCACCGAAAUUCUCCGAGCGAGAUCUUGACGAUGAUUUUGAAAAAUUUCUCAAGGAGUCUUUGUCAGACGACUCCAUGGAUUCUGACAAGCUCAACAAAUACUUUGCCAAGUCCAGGCGGGAGGAAGAGAAAAAGAAGAAGAAGGAGUCGCAGCCGUGGUGGAUGAGUGAACAGGAUGAGGACGAGGAUGCAGUUGUCAUGGGGACAGGGGAGGAGGACAAGACACCAACCGCAAGCAAAUGGUUGAAGCCCAAGAAACAGUCAACUCCUGUCACAGACAAAGAAGAACCAUCAGAGAGAAAGCAGAAAGAUUCUACAAAGGGGUAUGAUGGAGCAGACAGUUUCAAGAAGAAAUCUCAUUUCAGUAAAGACAGUUUAGAAGAUUUGUCCACUGUCGGUAAAAGAGAUGACAAGUCAAGUCUGCCAAGGGAACGAAGUGGAGUCCUUCCAUCCCAAGCCAGCUUUGAAGACACUCUGAGUUACACUGAAACUGGUACCUCGGAGGGCAUAACUCCAGCCUCUACCGGCCCCGGUAUGGAGACCCUGGAGGAGCAAGCAGACAAGGAGCGCUUCUUCAAGGAGUUGGAGGCGAAGCGGGGAGGGAUGGUAGACUACCACAGGCUGAUCAAGGAACCAGACAUGUCUAACACGAUGGGCAGCCUGCGCUCGGCCAACUUGUCCAAUACCAUGGGAAGCAUGCCGUCGGCGUACAUGGGUACUGCAGAUGAGCAUAGCAGCCCCAUACCUUUCAAACAACUCCCCGGGAAGGGGGAUUCGCCACACGAUGACAAACACACAGACGAACACACCGACGAACAACCAUCUUCAGCAGAGACUUCCCCAUCCCAACCGACCGUCCACCCCCAUGGUAAAAUGGCAUCGCCCAAGAAAGGCAUGCUGGCUAAAGUGGCUCUGUUGGACACGGGUGAUUCCAUGUUGAAUACAACCGGGCAAGUAGGGGAGGCCACCGCGAAGUUGGGAGGGGGUGACGGUCUGACGACUGGAGACAUGUGGACUGCUAGCGCGAAGAAUCAAAUGUUGGAUACUUCAUCAGGGUUGCUUGGAGCGGGGACUGCAACCGAAAUGGAAGCCUUACAAGCGGCUUUGAGAGAAGCGGCUAACACUCCUACUAUGGACUUCAGCCACACAGCCGUAGGCACUGAUGAGGCUUUGGAUAACGGAGGUCGGUCACGAACCGUCGACGAUAUAAUUCGUGAGGUGAACGCAGAAAGGGGAAGGAUGUUUGACAGCGUCGAUGGCAUCCCAAGCAGACUCAUGGACCAAAACGAAACACCUGAAUCGACCAAUCAGAGGCAGCGGGAUGCUUCUGAUGAACCUGAUGAUCCUGGCAGCAGGCGUUCAGAGUUGCAGCCGGCCAAUGAGAGCAGAGGAUUUGAUCUGCAGCCGGCCAAUGAGAGCAGAGGCUUUGAUCUGCAGCCGGCCAAUGGGAAUAGAGGAUUUGAUUUGCAACCAGCCAAUGAGAGCAGAGGAUUUGAUUUGCAGCCGGCCAAUGGGAACAGAGGCUUUGAUUUGCAACCAGCCAAUGAAAGUAGAGGAUUUGAUUUGCAACCAGCCAAUGAGAGUAGAGGAUUCGAUUUGCAGCCAGCCAAUGAGAGUAGAGGAUUUGAUUUGCAGCCAGCCAAUGAGAGUAGAGGAUUUGAUUUGCAGCCAGCUAAUGAGAGUAGAGGGUUCGAUUUGCAGCCAGCCAAUGAGAGCAGAGGUUUUCACUUACAGCCAGCAACCGCACCAAGUGGAAUAAGAUUUGAUCCUAGUUCAGUCAGUGCUGAUGAUGAGAAUUCUCAAAAGAGAAGUCUGGCUAAACAAACAAAGAGAGCUAUUCCAAAGAGGGCUGGAACCAAGCCUACAAGUUCCCGGUAUGCGCACAUCAGAGGCUCUGGCUAUGGUAAACCAAAGCCUGGUGAUGCAUGGUCACCAGCUGAAACAGCAAAGCAAAAGAUCAAAGGUUCGGAGGUGCCAUCUCUUCAACCAGGAUCCGGGGAGGUACACGGGAAUAUCAUGGCGUCGGUGGAGUCCUUCGCUCAUUAUAUCCAAGAGCAUUUUGUGGAUGCAGAGAAACCCUCGACACCAAAAGAGAGACCAAUUCAACCCAGAAAGUCUGCGGAUGAGCCGUUACUCUCCGCCAGCUUGCGCGAGUCCCGCCUGGAGCUCAUCUCCCGAGAGAGGGCGCUAGUCAACGAGGUAUCAGAGUGGCAGGCGCGCUGGAAGGAAGAGCACAAGCUCAACGCCAAACUCAAGGCGGAGAUUGCAGCCCAGCAGAGGGAGGUGGCACGGAAGCAGGAAGAGCUGCAGUUGAAUCACAAGAGGGAGUUGUUCAAACUCAAACAGGAUAACACGGUGUUGCAGGCAAAGUUAAACAUUCAAGACGAGCAGCAAAACGGGAAGAAGCGGGCUGUCUCUGGUCGGUCAAUAGAGGGCGCCAGCCAGGAGGAAAUCAAGCUCAUGCAGAAAGAGAUCGUCGAGCAGGAGACGCUACUCCAGGGUUACCAACAGGAAAAUGAGAGACUGUACAAUGAGGUACGGAAGUUGCAGAAAUCCAACUCGGAGGGUGAAGAAAGGCUGCUGAGGGACAACCAGAAACUGCAGAUGGAGGUUGCCAAUCUGAGAGAGGUUUUGGAACAAAAAGACACCGCCCUUCGACACAAGGGCCUGAUCACCGGGACCAAGAUACAACAGGAGAUCGCCGCGGGUAAUAACCCGGCCGUCCUAGGUGCCGGGAGGAUCGCUGAGCUGCAGGUAGAACUACGGGAAGCAGAGAUGCGAGAAGCGUCAUUGAAGCAGCAUCUCCGGCAGAUGGAUGAUGCAAACAGGGAGCUGAAGGAGCAUAUAGAGACCCUAGUCAGAGACAAGAACCACUCCCAGGUCAAGCUGCAAGAUCUCAGAGAUGUCAAACAGCGGGAGUUUCUGGACAUGCAACAACAAUACCAGCAUGAGAUAGAAGGACUCAACAAGAAGGUACGAUGGUACGCCGAGAAUCAAGAAAUGCUGGACAAGGAUGCUAGCGCUCUACGGGAGAAAAACGAGGAAAUUAAACGACUCAGGGAAACCUUGGAGAAAGCCAACAAGCAGACCAACCAGAAGACAAGUGAUGCCCAGAGGAGGGCCAAGGAGAGAGCCGCCGAUGCCAAGAGGAUACAGGAUCUCGAGAGACAGGUGAGAGAAAUGAACGACAUCAUCCGUAGGCGCCACCCAAACUCCCUCCCCGCCUUGAUCUACGCCGCUGCCUCGGCAGCACACCCCGACCCCGCCCAAGAUGGCACCCAGGACCACGCCCGAGCCACGCCCGCCAAAUCCCACACGGUGGCCUUCCUGGAGGAGAAGGUCAGGAAGAUGGAGGCAGAGCUUGACGAGAAAGAGGCAGAGACCAAGAUGUUUGCAAGGGUCCUGGAGCAGAAAUACAACAACAUGAGGUUCCAGUACGAAGACCGACUCCAAGCCCUAGAGAAGCAACUCCAGGAAAGCAAACAGCGCCACCAAGAGGCCAUGGCCAGGACUCGGGCCCAACCUCACGCCCCGCCCCAAAAGAGGGAACUAGGAAGCAUCCCGGAGGAACACCAGAAGAAGAUUGAAGAAAUGAGGGCCGAGAAUGAGGAUCUGAGGAGGCGGCUUGCUAAGACGGUGAGGGUGGCUUGGGUCGACGAGGAGAUGCAGGAGGGAGAACAGAGAGGCAAGGGGAUGGAUGAAAGGAGCCUGCAGACGAAACUGACAAGUCUUGCAAAGGAGUUGAGCAACAGAGACAAUGAAAUUGAGAUGCUGAAGGCAACAUGUGAGAAGUUGAUGCAGGAACGAGUCAAUGCAAUGACGACUGCGGACUCAAGCCAGGCCAAAGAUAAACCUCAGCCAGGCAAGAAGUCAAAGAGAAGCAAGUCUUCGUCGUCCAGCCAGUCCGGUGAGAAGCGAUACCAACCGGAGAACUUCAGCGGGACGCACAUCUCUGACGUCCUGACAGAUAAUGAACAACUCAAGCAACAGCUUGAGCAACUCUCCCUGGAAAUGGAACAGCAGCGAAUCAGCUCACAAGCCUCCCUGGCACAGAGCGAGGGCGCCAUUCGCCGUGCGCACGAAGAGGCUGCCGAGCGGCUGGCCGCGUUGCGAGCCAACCACGCGGCCGAGAUGGAGAAACUCGUGGCAGAGAGGGCGCUAGAGCACUCGGACAGUAGGCACGCUAAGCUGGUCGGCCAACUAGAUACACAACAGGUGAUGAUCAAGCAUCUCCAGGAGCAGUUGCUAGAUGCCAGAGUGGACACGGAUUCCCUGUCUGCAGCCCGUGUCAGGGAGCAACUCCUGAAGACCCAGGUCGAGCAGCUCAACGAGGAUCUACGAGAAGCCAAGAAGUCCCACACUCCUGAGAUGCACCAUUUUGAAGCACUACAAGCCAAGAUAGCAACCAUGGAAGCAAAGCAUGCUCAGAGAGAACAAGAGCUGCAGCAACUGGUGACCAGGGCCAGAUAUUCAGCCUCCUAUGAGAAGGAUCAAGAAAUCGCCGGACACCAACAGGUUCUGGCUGCCAAGAACAGAGAACUGCAACAGUUCCGGCAGGAACUCGAUGCUAUACUAGAGGUUCUGAGGGAACUGCAACGACAGGGCGUAGUUCUGCCAUUACAUAGUCACACAGUACAGUCCCUGUUGAACUGAAAUGCCGGGUAUAAUCCGGUUCUAGCAAAGAACUGAGAACUACAAUAGUUCCUGUAGGAACUCGAUGCUAUAUUAGAGGUUCUGAGGGAACUGCAGUGACAGGGCGUGGUUCUGCUAUUGCAUAGUCACACAGUACAGUCCCUGUCGAACUGAAAUGCUGGGUAUAAUCAGGGUCUAGCCAAGAACCGAGAACUACAAUUCGAUGCUUUACUGGAGGUUCUGAGGCGAUUGCAGGACAGGGUGUGAUUCUGCCAUUACAUAGUCAAACAGCACAGUCCCUGUUGGACUCAAAUGCUGGGUUAAUCAGGUUCUAUCCAAGAACCGAGAACUUCAAUAGUUCCUGUAGGAACUCGAUGUUAUACUAGAGGUUCUGAGGCAAUUGCAGCGACAGGGUGUGAUUCUGCCAUUACAUAGUCAAACAGUACAGACCCUGUUGAACUGAAAUGCUGGGUAUAAUCAGGUUCUAGCCAAGAACUGAGAACUACAAUAGUUCCUGUAGGAACCUAAUGAUAUACUAGAACUGCAGUAUCAAGAGGUGGUUAUCCCAUUGUCAAGCUACCAAGCACAGUCAAUUUUGAAGUGAAAUGCUGGGUAUUAAUAAGUUCCAGCCACUAAGAACCAAAAACUGCAGUAUUUGCAGCAGGAACUGGAUGAUAUACUAGAGGUUGUUAGGCAAGUGCAGUGUCAGUGAGUGAUUAUCCCAUUGUCAAGCUACCAAGAGCAGUCAUAUUUGAACUCAGAUGCUGGGUUUAAGUAAGUUAUAAUGCCCAGAACUGCAGUAGUUCUGGCAGGACCUCGAGGCUACACUCAAGAUUUUUGUUUGAUUUUGCGACCUUUUCGCUUGUUGAAUGGAAACAUGGUUUUUCACUGAUUUUUUUUUCAGUUUCAAACCGGGUACUCAUGUAAAUUGUGCAUUGUAUAUUAUAUAUAUUUGUGCCUUCCAGUGUUAAUAGCUGUUGAUAUUUAUAGAUAUGGUGUUUCAAACACUUUUUGACUAAUAAUUAAGAAUAAAUAUUUCAAAUGAAAGUAUAUUA
Patiria miniata (bat star) is the source of this 5796-nucleotide messenger RNA. RefSeq names its product centrosomal protein of 162 kDa-like (gene cep162). The transcript is spliced from 28 exons. NCBI's taxonomy places the organism in Eukaryota, Metazoa, Echinodermata, Asteroidea, Valvatida, Asterinidae. Gene Ontology annotation, biological process: cilium assembly. Gene Ontology annotation, cellular component: axonemal microtubule; centriole; centrosome. The coding region runs from base 101 to 4762 and encodes 1553 amino acids. The record is from RefSeq and is a predicted model, not a curated record.